Molecule: messenger RNA, 3960 nt
Organism: Podarcis muralis (Common wall lizard)
Lineage: Eukaryota; Metazoa; Chordata; Lepidosauria; Squamata; Lacertidae
Gene: TIGD4
Product: tigger transposable element derived 4
Cellular component (GO): nucleus
Molecular function (GO): DNA binding
Source: RefSeq, a predicted model, not a curated record
UUACCAGAGCUCUUUACCAGAAGCGUUCAUAAGGAGGACGGUACAUAACCCGAGGUUCCACUGUACACAAGACUUCAGGUGCUGCCGACGGGCCUCCACCGCACCUGAUAACACACACAUACACCACCCUUAAUAUAGCUGCGUUCCUCACCCCCUCUUCUGCCACCACCAUGGAAUCAACAGCCUAACCCACCUUCCCUGCUGAGCUGCCAAUGUGGCAUCUAACCUUCGGAAGGGCAGUGGUGCCACUUUAGAAUAGGACUGACCUUGAUUGCCAUCUGUGGUAACCACCAUCUUUGGAUCGCAUAGAUCAUUGUGUUCUGGGUAAAUUAAGAUGGUGGGCAGCCACCAUAGAUGGGACCUAAGCAUGGCUUCCAAUAAAAAGCAGCAGUGCCACCCGCUGCUAAGACACCACCAGGGGAGAGGGGGGUAGCAGUGAGGACAGUGAGUGGUGGCAUAGCUGAGUUGAGCUGCAGUGAGGUCCUCGGCUAGUGUGCCAGGGCUGCAUGUAGUUAACAUCAUGUGGAGAAAAAGUAAGGCUGCAUACACUAGUUCUAUUCAGUGGUCUCUGCUUAGGAGAUACGCACCUAAUUUGUAGACAGUGUGGGGGCAAGCCUGGCACACAUGCUGCAAUGACAGGGCUGGCACACAUGGCUCUGCUCUUUCUUCAUGUGCUGUUGAUUGCAUGGAAAAUAUCAUGGCUAAAUAGAGUUCAGUGAAGAAUGUGAGUUGGAAUCAAAGUCUAUAUUGUGGCUGGAAUAGGUUGGGAGGGACAGUCUCUAUUGAUGUGAGAGGAAGUGGAAUAAUGUGCUGUAUUCCUUUUUUCAGGAGUAAAGUUACAUUGAUGGCAAUGGUAGAAACAAUGGCUGAGUGAGUGUAGGAUUUAGACUAAGCCACCUGCCAAGCCUCCACACUUCACCCAUUACAGGCUCCUUCCCUGUGAUCACUCCUGACUUUUCUGCAUUCAGCGUAAAGGCCUGAAUAAAAUUUCAAAGCAUGUUCAGCUGAGUGCAUUCUCCCAUCAGAUCUCCAUGUGGAAUGCUUGAUAGGACAUGAUUCUACUUUUAGAGCACAAGUGGUGAACCUUGUGCCAAAUUUGGCCCUACAGGGUUCUCUGUUUGGCCCCCGGACUCUCCACAGGCCACACCCCUCACCAGGCCUACUCAACACCCUCCUUGAGUGUUUUGCCCUGCUAGAAUGUGCCCUUGAACUCUGACAUUGCAGGAUAGAGAGGAAAGCAUGAGUAUAUGGAGAAACUAGCCUUCGAGUUAGUUGCUCUGCUCACUUUUGCCUCAGACUUCACCCCCCACUGGCCUGUGGCCCCAGAAAACUGCUCAGAAUAGACAGCAGCUCUUGAGCUGAAAUAAGGUUCCCUAUCCCUGUGCCAGGCAUAGAGUGGGGCGCCAAAGAUCCAUGUUAAAACAGCUACUGCAACAAAUAGACACAUCUGUCAGCAGAUCUCUUAAAUUAAAGCAGCAGUACUGACAAGUUUUACAUAUAAUACAGCUGAAGUUACGUUUCACACUUUAUUUUGAUGUGAGAUAAGAAGAUUCCUAGUUGAAAAGUACUCAACUCUUUAGUCCACAUGUUUGAAACUCAGUCUAGAGAAGUUAUGGAAAAUAUUCUUAUUGGGCAAAGAUACCAGAAAGGCUUGUUUGUGCUCAUUCCUUAGCUGUGUGCUUGGGUAUACAAGAAUAUACCCAUGGCAUUACUACUCUGUGACGUUUAUUUAUUAACACAGUGACGUUUAUACCAUGAGAUCAGGGUACUCAUUUGAAAGCCAAUCUAAUUAAAGCACUUGAGGAUAGCGAGGUGACAGAACGAAUGUCUCUAGAUGCAUUUGAGCCUCUGAGGGAGUUUGGGGGUUGUACCAUGGCGGAGUCUUCAGAUGCUCCCUCACUUCUGCCUGCAGUAAGGAAGAAGAAAAGCUUAUCAAUCCAGGAUAAAAUUAGUAUAAUAGCUGCAAUAGAAAGUGGAAAGAAGAAGACAGACAUUGCAGAAAGAUACGGUAUAAAGAAAAACUCCUUGUCCUCCAUCAUGAAGAACAAAGAGAAAGUUUUAGAAGCCUUUGAAUCGUGGCAAUUUGACCCUAAAAGAAAAAGGUUAAGGACUGCAUUUCAUACAGAUCUGGAAGAGGCACUGGUGAAGUGGUACAGAAUGGCUCAGUGUUCAAAUAUACCAGUGAAUGGGCCGAUGCUACGCUUCCAAGCUAAUGAUUUUGCACAGAAACUUGGACAUAAUGAUUUUAAAUGCAGCAAUGGCUGGCUAGAUCGUUUUAAAGCAAGGUAUGGACUGGCAUUCAGAUCUCAGCCAGUUGUAGCUCCUGCUCGUACUACUCAUACCACUACUGCUACCACUACAGAGGAUACAGCAACUGCUUGGCAUCAAAAUAUUCUGUCUUACUAUUUAAAGGUUUAUCAGCCAAAUGAUAUAUUUAACAUGAAGGAGACAGGAUUGUUUUAUCAGAUGUUACCUAGUCCUACUUUUACAUUUAAAGGAGAAACAUGCUCCCUGGGAAAAUUAGGCAAAGAAAAAAUAUCUGUAGUGGUUGGCGUAAAUAUGGAUGCUUCAGAAAAACUUCCGUUGCUUGUUAUAGGAAAGAACAAAACUCCCUGCUGCUUUCAGGGUGUCACAUCACUGCCUGUGGAAUAUCAGUCAACUACUAUGGCACAGAUGACUUCAGAGCUGUUUGAUCAGUGGGUGAGCAAACUUGACAAGAGAUUUCAAAUGCAGAAGCGUCACAUCAUUAUUUUUGUGGACUCUUUCCCUUUUCACCCAGAGGUAAGGAAUUUGAAGUCUAUCAGACUUGUAUCCUUCCCUUCUUGCUCACCCUCCAGAUUUACAGUUGUGAAACAAAAUAUCACCGAGAGUCUGAAAGUAAAAUACCGGUGCCUUCUUCUCAAGAGAUUUGUAGACUGUGUUGAAAGUGGUAAGGAAUUCAUGCUGACUUUGCUUGAUGCAGUUGACAUGUUAUACCUAUGUUGGAGGGCUGUAUCUCCAGGGACAGUUGUUAAAAGUCAUAGCAAAGAAGGGUUUAGAUCACAAACUGGGGAAAACAUUGAUGAGGACACAAAAACAGAAAUUAAUUUUGAUUUGGCUGCAUAUGCAUCGGCAGCAGGAGUUGAGUUUCCAAAAGGCUUGUCUUUGGAGGAAUAUGUAGCUUUCAAUGAUGACUUGAUAAAUUGUGAAAUGCCUCCUAACACUGAAAUAUCACAGGCUAAAAAAUGUACUUCAAAUGGAACUUAUGAGAAAGAUGAAGGUGAUGACUUUCCAGGAUGUAAACACCCUUCGCCAUCAAAGGAGGAGGCCCUUACUGCUUUAGAUACUCUUCGAAGAUUUCUUAGACACCAAGAUUUGAAGGAAUCUCUUCAUACUUCCUUCACGGUUCUGGAGGACUUUAUUCAUCUUGCAGCAUCUAAAUAAGUACUUUAAUGGAAACUACUAAUUGCUUAGUUCGUUUUGAAAACAACUCUAUCAUAUAGUACAGGCCUAUAAAAUUUGAGGCCUAUUAUGCUAAACCUGGGCUAUGAGCCAUGUAUGGUGGAUUUUGCUGCCUCCAUGGGACUGCAAAAACCCGGAGAGCUGUCAAAUGCCCACCACAUGGCUGGUGGAUUGUGUCUGCCUUGGCAGGUCACAAACUGGACAGGUCCAAUGAACAAUGCAAGAUUUUGUGAAUUGUGUUGCAGUGGUGCUACCCUGAUCCAUCAUCCUGUCUAUGCUCUCAGGUUACAAUUGUAUUCUUUUCACCCCAGAAGAAUUCAGAGUAGCAUUUGAGGCUCACAACAACCCUGUAAGGUAGAUUACGGCAAGAGAUCGAGAUGUAUCUUUGUAAGCACUGCUGUAUAACAACUAGUUUAUGUUAAUGCAAGUUAUCCUAAAAUAGUAGUUUUUCUUUCUGCAUUUAUUAUUAUGGUUGGAUAUUUAUUUAUACCCCAUCUUUCCCCUUGAUGGGACUCAAAG